AAUCAGACCACAUGGUUCAAGGAGAGUCAAGAAAACUGUGCGGAAGAGACACUUAAGCUUAAAACAUUUAUCCCUUCAGUAUUUGUUAUUCUCAUAUGUUCUAUGGUUAUUCUGUCUUGAAGAUGAAUAGUGUUGGAGAGGGCUGCACUGACCUAAAACAGGAAUAUGACCAGUGCUUUAACCGUUGGUUUGCUGAGAAAUUCUUGAAGGAAGAUCGAAGCGGUGAUCCCUGUACCGAAAUGUUCAAGAAAUAUCAGCAUUGUGUCCAGAAGGCCAUCAAAGAAAAGGACAUUCCCAUUGAUAGCGUAGAAUUCAUGGGCCCCAAUAAAGAGAAACCAGACAGCUGAGAUGGAGGAUCUCCCCAACAACUUUGCCCUGUGACUCACUGGGAUUGCCAUGGACCAUGUACAGGGUUUCCACCCUUUUAUCUUGGAUUGGGUUUUGUUUGAGGCCGCUGUCCUUCUAAUGUGGAGACUAAUGAGCAUUCAUAUGAAGGAUCCAAAAUGCUAAAUGACUUGACAAUGGGUAUUGUAAUUUCUAUGUUGGGAAUGGAUUACAAGUGGAAGCUAAGAAUCCAGACAUUUGGGUCAGACCAAUAAAUAUCCAUGGUCACAAGAUGCAUGUAAAUUGGUGGUCACAUCAGAUACUCAUUCAUUAUAAAGGACUAUGAUACUUUGCAAAGGGAGUAAAAAAUAAAUACAAAUUCAGUUCUGGAAUUGUCGAUGUCUAUUAUAAGAGUGCCUGGCUUAAUGUCCCUCACAAGACAACUGAAGAGGGCAUCAAUGUGGAAGCAUUGGGCUUGAAGAGAAAGCUCAUCAACAUCAUACAAGGACAUUCAUUUGGUUUACACUGUGCAAUAUUAGAUGUUUUGUCUGUCUCGCUCUUAGCUCCAUUGCACUUCAGUUUUUUUUCCCAGUGUAUGAUUUGAUUCUCAGUGCAUGAUGCGAUGCAAUGUAAUGCUGUGAUUGACAUGUACAUUGACAAAACAAUAAAUAGAAGAAUCAUGUUACAUUA
This is a messenger RNA of Coregonus clupeaformis (lake whitefish), 1014 nucleotides long. Its product is annotated as TP53-regulated inhibitor of apoptosis 1. The transcript is spliced from 2 exons. Lineage: Eukaryota; Metazoa; Chordata; Actinopteri; Salmoniformes; Salmonidae. The record is from RefSeq and is a predicted model, not a curated record. Bases 96 to 347 code for a protein of 83 amino acids.